AUGUAUCCCAAUCCCGAACGCACACACCACCUCACAUCCCCCUUCACCCCCACCCCCCUCACCCUCCCACCCAACACCCCGGGAUACCCCUUCUCUUCUCCCGGUCUUCUAAUCUGGGACCUCCAAGAAAUCGCCGCCAACAACUGCGCAGAAGCCAUCAAGCAGUUCAACAAUACCCACUACAAGGCUCUGCUCUUUGGUUCGGGCGGGCGCGGCUGGGGCAAGGUUGGUGCUGGAGGAGGGGCAGGCAAGACGAAGGAAGAGUCGCAGGAAGAGCUUCUGCUGCUCUUGUCCAAGCAUGUCAAUGCUCUGGGUCAUAGUGCGGCGCGCAACGGGGUCGGAAUGUCGUGUGUCUGCUGGAUCACCGAGCUCUAUGCAUAUAUCGCUGAGAUCCUCUGCGGAUCCGUCAAUCUCUACCUCGCCCCCGGAUCUCCCUUACCACAAUUCAUCCUCGUCCGCCUCGCCGAGCUCGUCCACGAGGGAGAAGCUAUCCUGAAUGGGCUUGAGGAGAUCAACUUUGCAGCCCUGAAACCUCGAGGACUCGACGAGGACUGGAAAGCGGUCGAUAUCGAGCCAAAGCUCGUGUACCUCAUCAGGAAACUGGGAAGCUUGGCUCAUCACUGGGGCUCCGCCUCUGAACAGUCAUCCCAGCCGCCUAAAGAAGACGACGUCCUCUACGCGUGGGAGGUCGAGAUCACCGGUCGAUGGGACUCUGAGACCGACUAUGCGCAUACGCAGCAGAAGGACUUGAUCGCGCAGGAAGAGGCCGAGAAGAAGGAGCGAGAGGCGAAAGAAGCGGAGGAGAAGAGAGAACGCGAGGCGAAAGAGGCGGAGAACAAGAGGGAGCAAGAGGCGAAAAAAGCGCAGGACAAACAGGAACGGGAGGGGCAAGAAGCAGAGAAGAAGAAAGAGACUGAGGCGGCGGAGGCGGAAGAGAGAGAGAGGGCGGAGGAGCAUGAGGCCGUCGACGCGGAAGAAGCAGAGAGGAGGAGGCAAGCGUCGUUGAAGACACAAGUCAGAGACGAGCCAGUCGUAGCCGAGGGGAGUGGGUCAGGAUCGGCUGCGCCAGCACAAGUGACCAAGCCACAUGUUGUAGCGAAACCUCACCACUUGUCUUCGUCAGCGGCAGCAGGAGUCAAAAAGCAGAAGAGUGACGCGUCUUCGCAGAGGAAGAAGGGCACUAAGGCGAAGAAGGAGGUCGGGUCUGCGUGCUGUUGUCAGUGA
Molecule: messenger RNA, 1224 nt
Organism: Cryptococcus amylolentus CBS 6039
Lineage: Eukaryota; Fungi; Basidiomycota; Tremellomycetes; Tremellales; Cryptococcaceae
Exons: 4
Coding region: 1-1224 (407 amino acids)
Source: RefSeq, a predicted model, not a curated record